AUGCUGCGAGCGUGCGGGGCGGGCGUGGGGCCCCAGCUUCUGCGGGCGGCGCUGGGCCUGGGGGCCUGGCCCGGUCCGGAGCGGGCGGCGUCGGGGACGCGCGGGCAGGGCUGGCUGCAGCCGGCGGGCUACGACACGGGCGUCAAGGUGUACAACAGCCUUACCCGGAGGAAGGACCCCUUGAUCGUGGGCAGCGCGGACGCCGCCUCCUGGUAUAGCUGUGGACCAACUGUCUAUGAUCAUGCACACCUUGGCCAUGCUUGCUCAUAUGUUAGAUUCGAUAUCAUUCGAAGGAUCCUCACGAGGGUUUUCGGAUGCAACAUCAUCAUGGUGAUGGGAAUCACGGACGUGGAUGAUAAAAUCAUCAAAAGAGCCGGUGAGAUGAAUGUGUCACCUGCUUCUCUGGCCAAUCUUUACGAAGAGAAUUUUAAACAAGACAUGGCAGCCUUGAAGGUUCUCCCCCCGACGGUGUACUUGAGGGUAACUGAAAAUAUUCCUCACAUCAUUUCUUUCAUCGAAGGAAUAAUUGCUAACGGGCAUGCUUAUUCGACAGCACAAGGCAACGUCUACUUCGAUCUGCGGUCAAGAGGAGACAGGUACGGCAAGCUCGUGGGUGCGAUCCCCAGUCCCACCGCAGAGCCAGUUGAUUCUGACAAGCGGCACCCCAGCGACUUUGCCCUGUGGAAGGCAGCUAAACCCCGGGAGGUGUUUUGGGCCUCUCCUUGGGGAAACGGGAGACCUGGCUGGCACAUCGAAUGUUCCACCAUCUCAAGCUUGGUGUUUGGAAGCCAGCUGGACAUCCACUCGGGCGGGAUGGACUUAGCUUUCCCGCAUCACGAGAACGAAAUCGCCCAGUGCGAGGCCUUCCAUCAGUGCAGGCAGUGGGGAAAUUAUUUUCUGCAUUCUGCUUCCUCCGUGGUGCUGUGGGCUUCACGCAGCAUCCCUCUGGGGCCACAGCGUCAGGCUGUCCUGCUGGUGACGCUGGGCUUGACUGCUCGGGACUUCCUGAACACCUUCUCCCCCGACGUCUUCCGGCUCUUCUGCAUGCGAAGCAGCUACAGGUCAGCCGUGGACUAUAGUGACGGCACCAUGCUGGAGGCCAAGCACCUCCUCCUGGCGGCAGCCGCGUUCAUCGAGGACGCCCGGGCCUACAUGAAGGGGCAGCUGGUGUGCGGCCCCGUCGGGGAAGGCCUGCUGUGGGAGAGGCUCCGCCACACCAGGGAGGCUGUGAAGGCUGCGCUGGCAGACGACUUUGACACACCUGCGGCGGUGGACGCGGUCAUGGACCUCAUCCACCGCGGGAACGGACAGCUGCAGGCACGCACUAAGGAGCCCAGUGGUCCCAGGAGUCCUGCCGUGUUCGGCUCCAUCGUGUCCUACAUUGAACACUUCUUCGAGACCGUCGGGAUCUCUCUGGCGGACAGACAGUUCGUUCCAGGCGACAGUAGCCAGGCCACUCUCCACAGCGUGGUGGAGGAGCUGGUCCGGUUCCGGCUCAAGGUCCGGCAGUUCGCGCUGGCCAGCGGAAAGGCCACCGGGGAGGCCCAGCGGCAGCAGCGGCUGGACAGGCAGCCCCUGCUGGAAGCGUGUGACGCUCUGCGCCAGGACCUCACCGCCCACGGUAUCAGCAUUAAGGACAGGAGCAGCACAUCCACGUGGGAGCUGCUGGGUCAGGACCACAGACCAGGGAGCUGA
This is a messenger RNA of Puma concolor (puma), 1695 nucleotides long. The record is from RefSeq and is a predicted model, not a curated record. Lineage: Eukaryota; Metazoa; Chordata; Mammalia; Carnivora; Felidae.